This is a messenger RNA of Solanum dulcamara, 2028 nucleotides long. Its product is annotated as aldehyde oxidase GLOX-like. The record is from RefSeq and is a predicted model, not a curated record. The coding region runs from base 51 to 1901 and encodes 616 amino acids. The transcript has a single exon. Lineage: Eukaryota; Viridiplantae; Streptophyta; Magnoliopsida; Solanales; Solanaceae.
UUUGGUGCUCCCGCUCUUUUAGUGAUGAACCAUUGUCACACAAAAGGUUCAUGUGGCGAGAACUACCUAACCAUUUAUUAGUUAGACCAAAGAAUGACCAUUUGCAUGACUUCCUCUAUAAGUCCCUAUAUAUCCUUUCAAACCAUAAGGUAUUCGAUGAAAAUUUCUCCAGCACUUAUUUUUCUUCUCUCAUGGAGAAGCUCUGGCAGACACUAAUCAACUGCAUCAUCAUCAGUGCAGCUAUUUUACUGCACUGUCUUAUUUCAUGUAGAGCAAGAGCUGUGUUGCCCCAUUCUGCAGAAAGAAAAGGGACAUGGAAGUUACUGCUGAACAACACUGGAGUGGUGGGUGUGCAUAUGGUUUUAACCCAUUGGAACACUGUGAUACUGCUUGAUCGGAGCGGGUCUGGUCGAUCAGGGUACCAGCUACGUCAUCGGUUAAAUGGAACAAGAUGCAAGGGCACUCAUGAUGACUUGUCAGACCCAACUUGCUAUGCUCAUUCUGUUGAGUACAGCAUUUCCAACAACAGUAUCAGGCGCUUGAAUCUCAUGUCUGACACUUUUUCAUCUUCUGGCUCCAUCUUGAGUGAUGGAAGGAUAAUUGAAUCUGGAGGCUUUGGAGACGCUUCGACAAGGAUUCACUACUUUGGGCCUUGUAAAAGUGGUGAUAAUUGUGAUUGGAGCCUGGGCAAGAAGCACUUAUCUCAAAAACGUUGGUACGCUUCUAGCCAAAUUCUCCCCUCAGAUGACAGGAUCAUCGUUGUUGGAGGACGAGGGUCCUUCACAUAUGAGUUUAUACCAAAAAUGUCGACCAAUGGAAAUGUUUUUCAUCUUCGUUUCUUGCAGCAAACUAAUGACGGAAAUGAAGAUGGAAACAAUCUUUAUCCUAUUGUUCACCUUUCCGUUGAUGGCAAAUUGUUCAUUUUUGCCAACAGGGAUUCCAUUCUUUUUAACUACAAGCAAAACAGGGUUGUAAAAAAAUUCCCAAGAAUCCCCGGAAUAGGGUCAAGGAGUUAUCCAAGCACAGGAUCAUCAGUUAUUCUUCCACUGGAUCAGAAAGAUGGCUUCCGCAAAGUGGAGGUCAUGAUAUGUGGAGGGGCAGCUUCAGGGGCGAAUGCAGCUGCUCGACAGGGCAGAUUCUUGAAAGGUCUAAACAGUUGCGGAAGAAUGUUGAUCACUGGAAAUAAUCAUAAAUGGAAGAUGGAAAAUAUGCCAGGGCCACGCCUGAUGAACGAUAUGGUGCUUCUUCCAACAGGACAUGUACUAAUCAUAAAUGGCGCAAAGAGAGGUUGUGCUGGAUGGAGAAAUGCAGCUAGACCUGCUCUUGAACCUUACCUAUACAACCCCAAGAAAACUCUUGGCAGAAGGUUCACGGUUCUAAAAUCCACUAAAAUCGCGAGAAUGUUUCAUUCAUCAGCAAUUCUUGUACCUGAUGGAAGCGUACUAGUAGCAGGGAGCAAUCCAAAUAAUCAAUACAUUUACAAAAAUGCAAGUCACCCUACUGAACUCCGGCUACAGGCAUUCAUCCCGGACUAUAUGGGCAAGGAAUACAGUCAUCAACGGCCUCAUAACGUGUCAAUUGACAUCAAUAGCAAGGAAGGAGUUGCAUAUGGUAACGAAUUUUUGGUUCGUUUUUUGCUACAGAGUAAGCCUAGUAAAUAUCUGGCUUUUAGUGCAUAUGCUCCGCCAUUUACGACACAUUCCCUGUCGAUGAAUCAGAGGUUGUUGAGACUCAGGUGCACACGGAUAAUAAGUGAUGCAAAAGGUUGGUUGAAUGCUACUGUGGUAGCUCCUCCAUCAGCUAACGUUGCGCCCUCUGGAUUUUAUUUGCUUAGUGUUGUUAAUGAGGGAAUUCCUAGCAUUUCUGAGUGGAUUAAGUUCAUUCAGCCUGCUUCAACUUGAAUUAAUCAUCUUGUUUAACUUAUGAAUUCUAUUGCUAAUGUUCCAUACAAUAUCGUUUUUGUUACGAAUGAUUUCUUCGUGUCAUUUCAUGCUAAUUGAUUACAUAGACUUAUUACUCUAUUAUUUA